CGUUUGCAUUUAGGAUACGAUUCGUGCCGAAAAUGUGAAACAAAGAUGGUGGAAACAUCUUUUACCCUACAGAUAUCAAAAAUUAGUGAUUAUUUUUUUACCAUUGGUUUCACUCAAGAAAUUUAAUCAAGAAAUGUGUACAUAUAUUGAUGAAGGACUGCUGUAGUUUACAAUUUACGGAAAACCCGCAUCUUGAAAUGGAUUGAAAAUGUGGAAAUAUAAACGAUGCAAUUAAAUAUUAAACUUAUACUACUAACGAGGUUUUCCAUAGAUUCAAAGUGUCAAUAAAGUGAUGUUUACAGGAUAAUCAAAACUGUAAAAUGUGGAAAAGUUAUUUUCGCAAGUGUGGAGAUGCUGAAAAGAGCAAGUGAAAAGCUGUUCAUAAGUAACUGUAAAGGCAGGUUAGCAAGAAUUCUUUUUCUUGCCAAAUGGAAUGAAUUUGUUAUAAACUGACCGUGGGAACUCAUCGUGUUACGUUACAUAUGAUAAUUUUCCAACUAGUGAAGCCGUGCUUCGAUUUUUUGGCAUUCCUGGACCACUAUCCAAUGCCUGUCGAUGCCGACACGGUUAAACGAAUAUAAACAAUGGAAAACGAAUCAGUCAAAUCGGAACCGAACAGUAAAACGAGACGAUCCAGGGGACAUAACGGAGGAAACAAUAGCAGCACAUUGGGAUCUCACAGAGACCGAACAAGACACUCUCACAGAAAUAAUCAUAUGCGAAAUAAACGACCGGAUAUGGCCCCUUUUCAAACUAGUGUGAACAUUGGUGACGAUAGCCGCGAUGGACAGGAAGUGAUAGAAGUUCAAAUUUUACCACAGGAUGAAACCUGGGGAGAAAAUACAACCGCUAUAACAGGAAAUACCUCCGAGCAGAGCAUAUCUAUGGAAGACGUCAGCUAUUGGCAAAUGUCCGAUGAUACAGGAAUAGGAUUUGCGUGUCAGCGAUAUCUGGAAAGGACUUUAUCGAUGUUGUUAUGUACUGUAGCUUUCAUAAGUCCAUUAGUGAUGGCAAUUCUACCAAAGAUGGGAUUCUUUCCAUCCGCAUUUGACAAUCUAGAGCUGACUCAGAAUGAGCGAUUGCAGCUUUUGGCUUGUAAUGCAGAAUGUAAAGGAAUGCUGGUUUCAUUGACAGCAAGAAUGUUAUUGCUUGCGAUCGGUUUGUGGGCGGUUUUUGCAAGAAAACCUAUCUCUAUCAUGCCAAGGAUAUUUUUCUUCAGAGCAGCAGUAUUACUGCUAGUUCUGAUAUCUACGUUUGCCUACUGGUUAUUUUACAUAGUUCAAGUGACGGAAGGAACGAAGGCAAUAGUGUCUGGUUCUGCUGCGGUGGAUUAUAAGGGUUUGGUUUCGUAUGCUACUAAUUUCACGGAUACACUACUUUUUGUUCAUUAUGUGGCAGUUGUGUUACUAGAAAUUCGACAUCUACAACCCAUUUACCAUAUUAAGGUGAUCCGGAGUCCUGAUGGAGAAUCUCACAGCUACAGCAUUGGACAGCUUAGUAUUCAGCGGACUGCUGUGUGGGUGCUUCAACGCUACUACACUGAGUUUACGAUCUAUAACCCGUAUCUAGAGCGAUUACCUGUAUCGAAAUCUCAACGUAAAGUUAUUUCUUCAUUUAAGUAUUACGAAGUUGAUGGUGCUACUCCAGCUCAACAGCAAAAUCAAUCUAGAGCUGUAUUAGCGGCACAUGCUCGCAGACGUGAUUCGUCACACAAUGAACGUUUUUACGAGGAACAUGAAUAUGACCGACGGGUUAAAAAACGGAGAGCACGUCUUGUAACGGCCGCCGAAGAAGCUUUCACACAUAUCAAACGUCUUCAAAACGACCAACCACAACCACAAGCUCCAGUAAUUCCAUUGGAUCCACAGGAAGCGGCGCAAGCGAUUUUUCCAUCUAUGGCACGUGCUCUACAAAAGUACCUCCGUGUGACUCGACAACAACCACGUCAUACGAUAGAGUCGAUACUGAAACAUCUUGCACACUGUCUCAAAAACGAUAUGUCCCCGCGAGCGUUCUUGGAGCCAUACCUAGUAGAAUCUCCCGUUCUCCAACACGAAAAGGAAAGACGCACAAAUCAUAACUGGGCUUUGAUUUGUGACGAACUGUUAUCGCGGCCGAUUUCGGAUGGUAGCACGUUUCAAUUGAUCCAGAACGAUGUUUCGCUUACCGUUUCGGUCAACAAAAUACCACACUUCACAAUUAGUGAAGAAGUAGUCGAUCCUAAGUCGAACAAAUUCAUUCUGAAAUUGAACUCGGAAACCAGCGUGUGACCUCCUCAAAGAAUUUGCAACACAAAACAUUACUACGAAGACAGGCCGAACCAAAGCGAUCGUAGUGAGAUUCUUUUGCGGUUAAACAUGAUUUUGGCUGGUAAAUGGCGCAGUCGAAAAAUUCAAGAUCGUUUGGUUUGAAGAAGAACAAACGGAAGAAAGCAAUUAUAGUGUUGUGCCUCGGAAUGUGGGAUGUUUCGACAAAAUUUUGUAUCCGAAUAAGCUUAUUUAUGUGUGAUCAAAAGUGAGAUUUGACAUGGUUCCGUUGGCAUUUAUUGAAUUUCGUAGUAUGCUUGUAACUGACACUGAAUUUUUCUAUGCUGCGUUCAAGAUAAGUGUCUCGCUCUAUUGACAUUCACUGCAUUACGCAGUCAAUGAAUUCGUCGUCGCUUAAACAAGCAAAAAUUUGCAAGAAGACAUAAAAGAAAUUCGUAAAACAGAAAUAUGAGCUUCAGGGGAUUGGCAUAUCAUCGAGAAUCAUCAGAUAUCUACACAAAAAAAAACGAAGGAAAUGAUUUUCACCGAAAAUACGCUAUACUAAGUUUUGAUUCGAUGGUAUAAUUUUAGUAGCAAAUAAAUCGUAUUCACCAAGGUGAAUAUCGUAAGGUUAAGAGAAUCCUUGUGUUUAAACAAGGUUAAAUAUAGGACAAAAAAAUCGACAUUUGAAUGACAACAAUACCACUUUUAUGUGAUAAACAACUACAAAACAUUCUAUACAAUCUUCGUUAUUUCACCUAAAAUUGACGUAGAAAACAGACUUGAAAUUUUGUGGGGGAAGGCUUUGGAUGAUGAGCGGGCUCGUUCCCCGAAUGUCGGAUGGGACUAGAUAUCAAUUUAGUUCCAGACCAGACUAAUUGCAAAUUUGGUUUUGACUGGAGACUCGAAAUUAGUCGUCGGGUGAUUUCAAGAUAGCCGCCUUACGUCUGUAAUUGGCACCAGUUCAAACCUUGAUACGUUUGGAAUGAAUCACAAAUUAAUGCAUUCGUUCUGAACUGAUGUUAGUUCGAAAAGAAGGCUUAUAAUUAUCAGAAAUAAGUGUAAACUAUUAUCCUAUGAGUCGAACAGGAUUAUUCAAACCUUUCCGAUCCGAUUCGGCUCUGAGGCGGGUGCAAAUAUUCCUCCUUAUAUUGCGAUUGGUGUUUUCGCACAUGUCCGAUAUAGAUUCGUAUCGAUACAUAAUAGAGGGCUGGUUACAUGCUGUUUUACACUUAUUGUUCGUGCCGAAUAUUGACUAAUGAAGAAACAAUUAAAAUAGAUUAGUACAUCAGUUUAAGAAAAGUUUUGGACAAUCGUUUAUCUUUCUAUCCUUGAAUCUAACAAUGUGGUUAAUUCGUCCUGGCUUCAAGUGGGUUGUUACGCCUCGCAUUAAAGGUUAUUGCAGUUUGGUGUUCCUUUUUUCCGAUAUUUCUAACUGCUGGUAGAGUUUUAGGGCAUAGGCCACCAACUCAAAAAUAAAUUGUACUAAAACUUGUUCAAUCCUUAUUUGGGUUUCUGUGUUUGCUAACUAAUAUCACAUUGAUAUUAGUUGAUCAAAUGAGCACCAUAUUUUGAUCAAAUGAGCACCAUAUUUUGAAAAACAGUUUGGAUAGUCGGGUAAACAAGUGAAAGUUAGUUUCUAUAUUGUGUGUUUAAUUACACGACGAAUAAGCAGUAAUAAGACACCAGAAAGUUUUUCACCAGAAAAAAAUGAAAUAUCUGAUUCGAAAAAUCGUUGAAUAAUAUACGUUAUAUAUUGAUAUUAUAUUAUUAUUAUUAUUAAUAUACAAAAUUACUAUCGAAAUUUACCCUUCGCAAACGUUUCCGACUUCUUAACUCUGAAUUCGACGUCGGCUCUACAUUAAGUUUUCUCUUUUCUCUCUUCGUCACCUAGAAUUGCUCAAGGAAUCCCCUGAAAUCCUCGUGUUCGUGUUAUCGUCGCACGGCACUCAGGGAACCGAUGAGUUUCUUCCCUCCGAGUUGUUCCUAAUUCGCAUCUGGAACGGCUCGUCGAGUUAGCAAAAUGUCUGUUUGUGUAUGUAAUGUAUUUUUGCACUAGCUUUUCUCGGAGAUACCUGGACCAAUUUUCACAGGAUUCAAAUGAAAGGUCUUGUGGUCCCAUACACCAUUCCUGAAUAUUAUUUGGAUCCGACAUCCGGUUCCAGAGAUAUGGAGCAAAAUGUGCAAAAAAAAAUUGUAUCAUUUUUUUUGGGAGAUGGCUAAAUCGAUUUUAACAAACUUAAAUUCAAAUGAAAGCUAUUUAGGUCCUAAGGUAAGUUUCCAUUUUUUUAUCUAAUUUCCGGUUCCGGAGUUAUGGGGUAAUAAGUGCAAAAAAAUAAAAACAUGUGUACCAACUUUUCUCAGAGAUGGCGCGACCAAAUUACACAAACUUAGUUUCAAAUGGUCUUAUGGUCCUUUACGAAACUGCUGAAUUUCAGCUGGAUCCGACUACCAAUUCCGAAAUUAUAGGAUGAUUAGCGAAAAAAUUAAAAUUUUAAAUUUCUUACUCACUGCCUUACCAAGUUUUACAAACUUAGGUUCAAAUGAAUGGACUUAGUGCUAUUUACAAAACUUCUUAAUUCCAUCUGAAUCCGACUUCCGAUUUCGGAAUGAUAGGGUAAAGUAUGUUAAAAAUGGUAUACCACCACUUAGAGCGGCGAAAGAGGAAACGUAAAAAAAUCUAAACUGGCCUCAAGACUACUUCAAUCGGUAGUCAUUAUCAGUAGAUAGUCAAACAAACCGAUUCCAGCUAUCCUGGUUCCCGUUUUCCGAUUUCCGGAAAUAGUUAUCAUAUUUGCCCAAAUGGAUCACACUUACUUUUCUCAGCGAUGGUUUGACCGAUUUUUACAAAGUUUUGAUCAAAUGAAAGGUCCUGUGGUCGGAAAUCCUUAAUUUCAUCCGGAUCCGACUUCAGGUUACGGAGAUAUAGGGUAGACGGAGUUAAAAAAUUUAUACAAUCACUUAAAAGGGUGAAAAACGGAAAAAAUUCUAAAUCGUGCUCAGAACUACUUCAAUCAAACAAACAGGUUUCGGUUAUACUUUCCAAAAUGGAAGAAAAUUAUUUGGAAUAAUACCACAGUAUUAUAUAUGAUAUUAUGAUUGAUAUGAGAAAGGCAUCAUUACACCACAAGGUGAAUCAAAACCGGUUUUUAUAAUGUUUUUUUGGGACUACAGUACAACAUUUCAAUAACGUCUUUUUCCUACCCCAACCUAUAACGUUGUCCCAUCCCAUGGCGAUCAUGUGGUCCGCAUAGGAUAGCCCACCAUUACCUCUCGUACCAUCGGCAUUCAACUGACUUGCGCUCUCAUUGCUCCACCAACUAUCGCAAAAUGAAGGUGAAAUAAAAAUUGAAAUUUAGAAAUUUACGUUGUUUCAAUGGGAAAUGAUACGCAAUUUUGAGUGAACGACAGCAUGAUCAUUAUUUUGUUUCAAAAUCAUUAUUAUAUAGAAUAUGAAGCAAUACAGAAACACUACUGGUAGAAACAAUUGCUUACACAUUUUUUUAAUAUGAAUGAUUCGCGGACCACUGGUUUGCAGGCUUUGUUUGUUGAUGGCUUAACGAACCGACUUCACCUAUAGACGAUUUCUCGUUCCGGAAAUAGCAAUUAAAAACCCAAAAAUGGGAACAUUCAUCUUGUUUUUGCCUUUCUCAUAUAGAAACCAUAUGCAAACACUGAAAAACGGCUUUUGAACCGAGGCCCGGAUGGUAGUAUGUCAUAUACCAUUCAAAUCAGUUCGUCGAGAUCACAAAAUGUAUGUGCGUGUGUAACACAAAUGUGAAAUAAAUUUUCUCGUAGGUGGCUAUAUUGAUUUUCACAAACAUAGAUUAAAAUAAAAUGUGAUAUUUUCCCAUAUAAUAUUUUAGAUUUGCAUCCCGACUCCACUUUCGGUUCCGGAAUUUCAGUGAUGAUGUGAUGCAUAAAACUAUGCACUUAAUUUUCUCGAAGAUUUCCACAAAAUUAGAUUCAAAUUAAUGAUCUAACUUCUGGUUCCGGAAUAUCAUAUUUAUAAGCAGAAAAAUGGUAAUUUCUAGAGCUUGUUUCUAUACAUAAUGAUGUAAAAAUGAAAAAAAAAACCUUUGAACUAGCCAUAUACACAUACAAAUGGCCAAACAUUUGGUUCCGGAUAUAUAGAUCGGGAGUUCCCAGAGCACUUAAUUCAUUUUCUCAGAUAUGCCUAAACCGAUUUUCACAAACAUAGACAAUCUUACAAUCUAGUGAGUUUUAUUCGCAUCCAACUUCCGGUUCGGGAAUUGAUCUAAAUUGUUACGGACAUUUGUAGAGUAUGUCAGUUAAUUGUCAAACGAGCCGUCUUUGUUUCCAGAUUCCUUUUUCGAAAGUACCUCAAAUUGUCAAAAAUUCCGAGAACUAUCAUAUAGUUUAAAAUGAAACAAAUCAGUCGUUUCUGCUUAGAAUGGCAAUUCAAGAAAAGUAAAAACUUUGAACGAAACCUUUUCCAUUUUGCUGAAAACUGCUAGUGAAACAUAAUUUGGUUUCAGUUUCCUUACUCUACCACACAUUGCAUGCCCAACUAACACAUUUCUAUACGAAUUUUCUCUUGCAGAUUUUGAUUCAAAAUAAAGAUUUGCAUACCUUUUGUUAAAAUUCCAGCGAGAUAGAAACCUUUGCUCGAAGAAGCCAUAGGCAAUAAAUCUAUUCUUUCGGAAAACUGCUUUUCCACAAAACAUUCAUUUUUGCUUAGCGUAAUCCAUUACAGUUGCACUGAAGCAGUGUAGCUAAACUUUCUAAUAUGUAAUAACAAAUCAAAAACUAAGAAUGUAUGCAAUUUUCCAUCAAACAUCGACGAAAUAUGCUUUACAUUUGUUUGAGCAUAUAUUGUUGUAAAAAUAGAAUGUUUGAAAUCAAAUUGUAAACGCGCCUUUGAUAAAUUGGUGGCACUGAACAUAUAACAGUUCGGCUGAAAAGUUCGUAUCGUUUAAUAGAAACACACAUUUUUUUGUCAAAAUUCGUUUUUAUUAUUCAACAUAAUUGCCAUCAGAGGCGAUACAGCGAUUAUAGCGAUCUUCCAACUUUUCGAUACCAUUUUUGUAGUACGAUUUGUGCUUUGCCUCAAAAUAGCCCUCAGUUUCAGCGAUUACCUCUUCAUUGCUUCUAAAUUUUUUACCAGCGAGCAUUCUCUUGAGGUCUGAGAACAGGGAAAAGUCACUGGGGGCCAAAUCUGGAGAAUACGGUGGAUGAGGGAGCAAUUCGAAGCCCAAUUCGUUCAAUUUCAGCAUGGUUUUCAUCGACUUGUGACACGGUGCAUUGUCUUGAUGAAACAAAACUUUUUUCUUCUUCAAAUGACAACUGAAACACUACUUUUUAUGAAAAUGGUGGAAUCAAUUGCUAGAAUGCGCAAUUUAAUAUUAUUGCCCAAAUUGCAAAAUGUAUCAAUAUUUUUUCCAAGAAAUAUUCUACAGUAUUCUUUUUUCUUCAGAACAAGAUCGACGACUAUUGUUACCUAUAACCUUCAUCUUUAUCACUUAAACUUUGAUUGGUUCCAUUGAUAUCCAUACUACCCAUUGUAAGUGCAAGAAAUUGUACCAUCUUCAUUUUUGUGAUAUGUAUGGAUGGGGUGUAGAUCUAUGAUAUACAUAUCAAAUAUGAAGUACAUAAUACACACAUUUCUAACACAUGGAAACAUGGUUAUCACUUGAUCCUAAACACAGAUAUUUUUCAUUUGUGUCUUUUGCAGUCUAAUCAAUAUUGAACAUUGAAACAAUACAAUACAUAAUCGAUAUGUUUAAUCGUACUCGAUUGUAUGUGUAAAAUAGCUUUUAAGGGUCGACUCGUAUUCCGGCACUAACGAUUUUAUUUUUCACUUGUUUUCUCGGUACCGAUACGAGAAAUGACAGAGGGUGCAUAUGUGUGAGUGAAUCGACCUUAACCGAAGCCGUUUAUCGAUUUUAGGUACCAAUCUAUCAACAGCAGAUAUAACAAAGCAGCAGCUGAUGCUGAUUUUAUUGCGGUCGGGUCCCUAAUUGUACUGUUCUCUGCCUAAUUAUCAUCGAUUGGUUGUCGUCACUGUCAGAAUUAACCCGGAGAGAUCGAAUAACAUCAUAAACUCAUCAUCACAUUGUAUCCGAUGAUGCGCUUCGUUUUGAUUCAUCUACCUGCUGUGUGAGAAUAUUAUGGCUUCUGUUCCGUUUUCCCAUCAAGAGAAUAAGCCGCCAGAGAAGGGUAUAAUAGAGAAUCAUCGAUACAUGGCUAAUCAAUCUUAGUUAAUUGUAUUGCGCGUUUCCUUUCUUUUCUUUAUCCGCAAAUUGUAAUACCCAUGGUAGCAAAGACCAAAUGAUUUGUAACCAAAUCACAAACUUUUAUAUGGGGAAAGCGAUAACGUGAGCUUGACCUAAACCUUACCAACAGAGAGUAACAAUUUUGAAUUCAGAGAAUAAUGCCAACAGUAUUUGUCGUGAAGUUUCCCCGUCAUCGGAAAACAAUCCAAUCUACAAUUAAUUGCAUUAAACUUGACAUGCGUUUCUUUAGAAAUAUAUGCACUGAAUAGCGUAACGGAGGUAUUUUUGUUACUCUAACACAUAUUAGUCCAGCAUUCAUAUUUCUGGUUGUAAUCAGAAUGAAGUACAUAUUCAAAAGAAUAGAAUAAUUAUUAAAAUACUGAAACACGAUGUACUUCAUUUAGAUUACAUCCAGAAAUAUGAACGACGGACCAAAAUACAUUAGAGUGGUCGUUACACACUGGGGUCUAUUUUAUGCGUUUUUUUUAAUGCGGUUUCUUUUAAGCGCCUUUUUUACGCGGAUUUCCGAAGUUUCAUGCAUUUCUAACAUAUUUGGCAUCAAACUUUUUUUUUCUUUAGUACGGAGUUUUUUUUUACCCGGUACGUAUCCCCCGCGUAAAAAGAGACCUCAGUGUACCUCCGUUAUAUUACUCCUUGUAUUUAGAUCUACGCUAGUAUAACGCAAUUAGUCCGACGAAUCAAAAUCCUAGCAAUGCCAACCUUAAUAUUAGUUUUUAAUUUAAACUAAUUUGUUAUUAAGACAGAGCAUAGAAUUCUUAUUUUCCAGAGGAUAACACAAACGUAUAAUUAUUUAAUUUGGGAUUCAGACAUCAAGUUCAACUCUACUUGAGCGACACUUUUUUCGAAGUGCAAUGUCUUAACUGAAAAACAUCCAAUAAUCUGUAAAUAAAUUAAAGGAGGGUUUUGAUGAGAAUUUUAUAAGUCGCACCGUAGAUUCUACCUUAACUAAUUAAUAAUCAUAAUGUAAAUAAAAAAUAUGGACUUUCUUAAACUGCUGGGUUAGUUCCUGUCGUCUUCUUUUAUAAAGUGUUAAAUCUUCUUAUAUCGUUUUCGCUUGAUGCCAAACCUAGCCCAUUUUCCACCCUAAACGCUUGUUUGAAGCUAGUUUCGAACCUAGUUUCAACAUCGUUAAACUGAAAAUCGUUUCUGUUUUGAACCUGGUUUAGGAAUAUGACAAUCAAUUGACAAUAAUCGAUUAGUUGUAUUAAAUUUACCCCAAUCAAAUUCAGAAAAAAAACAACUAGUUUGCGAUCGCGGGCUUAUAUGUGCGGUUCGUAGUAAAUCAUAUAUUAAACUGGGACAUUGUAUAGUCUUACUUGGAAAUGCAAAGAUGUCCUUAGUUGAGAUCUGACAUUACAAAACACUUUCCUCAGAAAUUCUACGAUAUGGGUGAGAUAUGUUUGAAUAUGUAUGUUAAGAUAUUAUUUUUCACAAAAAAAAAUAACUUACUACCAACUACUGCUUUUGCACAACAUAAGUCAACAAGGCUGUUGGUAAAUUGUUCUUCUUCUUUUUCUGGUUGGCGUCACCUCACUUGAGAUGACGCCGAUUUGAUGGCACAGCAACUAAGGCUAUAUUGCCAGUUAGUUUCCGUUUAUGAAGCUAAGUGAAUAUAAGAUACUAGGUCUAUUGUACCAAUAGUCAUCUCAAUAGUAGAGUUGUCAUAUUAUUUUUUCGAAUACUCGACUUUCUAUCCAUGAAUGAAAUUGUGAUGUGAUGAAAUUGGAUGCACUAGGAAGCAAUACCGCAGAAAAAAUAGUUCAAAAUUUUUUCAAUACUGCUGUUCUAGCGACGCUCGAAGCGAGUCCGUAUCGAAUCUCAUACAUAGAAGUAGGGGAGAGAUAUCAAAUUCGUGCGCGCCUGAAUAGCAGAAUUGCGCAUCCAUACAAUUGACAUGAUAUAUUGAAUGUGAUACCGUGCGAUGGCGUUGCUGACCUGAAAAUUGAUUUCGCUCUAAGCUGACAGGGUCUGCUUUUAUCGAUUUUGAGUUGAAAAUAGAAGGUGGCAAGAAAAAAUGAGGCGGCCGACGUUUUCGUUCAUAUGUUUCCCGACGUCUUCAUUCGCAUGUUAACUACCCAUGGAAUGAAGUAAUUCAGCAAAAUAAUAGCAAAAAGAAACCAAAUUGCCUGAUGCGGUUUCGAAGAUUUAUUAUAAUUCAAUUGAGGAAGUGAGUUUAUUCAACACAGGUAGUUUGCCUGUUGAUCGAGGUGAGCGAUCGCUAUCUUCAGAAGCAAUUAGUGUACUCAUGAAUCAACCAGCGACAGCUCUGAAAGCAUGAUUCCGGAGAUUGUUACUUACGUAAUGUUAAGUGAAAUAAACGUUGAAGUUUCGUAAACAAUAAUAUUUCACGCACAGAUAAUCUAUUGAUACAUAGGAACUGAUUAUAGUGACCCUGUGAGACUGUAAUAGCAUAAUUGUACUUAAAUGAGACGUACAAAAAAAAACUUUCCAACUAAACGUAUUUAACCGAACAACUGGCUUAGCUUUACAGCAUCUGUAUUCACAAUAUACUAUUAUACAUUUAAUUUUAGUUGAUUAAGGUAAAGCAUUUUCUGAAAUACUCAAACAAUACUCAGAUCUACGUAGUUAAUACAAAUUAAGAAACAAAUGGCAAAUGAAACGUUUAGGUUUUUUCCCAUCAGAUUUAUAUGCAUGUCAUUAAGAAGCAAACGAUAAAUCCCAGUGCUGCCGUAUACAACAUGCAGCCAAGCUAGACUAAUCAAGUACACACCAAACGAAUGUAAUGUUUUUGUAUAUAAGUAGUCUAAAAAUGUUCAGAAAACAGUAAUAGAACGAAAGUGAUGCAAUGAAGAAAGAAAAGCCUAUAAAUCGAUGAAAUGCAAUGAAUGUUACAUUAAAAACAAUGAUAUCCACCAAGACCAAUGAUCACACAAGUUUGUAAACUAUUGAAACUAUACUAUACUGAGAAUGCAUUCUACAUGUACUGUAAAAAUUGACUUAGUUGCAUACAUACAUUCGACUUGAAAAUGUUUUUUACAUCUACAAUCAGAUUAGAAUGGUAGCGAGCAAAGCGAUUGAUAAGCAUAAGAAAGGUUAAGAUUUGAAAUAAGAAUUAGAAUUACAAACGUGCCCUGUCUGCACUAUUCAACGAAAAUCACGAUAGAAAACCUAGUGUAUAAUCUAUACAAAUCAUUUUUUUUU
Malaya genurostris is the source of this 11665-nucleotide messenger RNA. RefSeq names its product vang-like protein 1 (gene Vang). Gene Ontology annotation, biological process: multicellular organism development; establishment of planar polarity; Wnt signaling pathway, planar cell polarity pathway. NCBI's taxonomy places the organism in Eukaryota, Metazoa, Arthropoda, Insecta, Diptera, Culicidae. Bases 585 to 2270 code for a protein of 561 amino acids. The record is from RefSeq and is a predicted model, not a curated record. Gene Ontology annotation, cellular component: plasma membrane. The transcript has a single exon.